Messenger RNA from Colletotrichum aenigma, 714 nucleotides. RefSeq lists its product as uncharacterized. The transcript has 3 exons. The record is from RefSeq and is a predicted model, not a curated record. The coding region runs from base 1 to 714 and encodes 237 amino acids. Lineage: Eukaryota; Fungi; Ascomycota; Sordariomycetes; Glomerellales; Glomerellaceae.
AUGGCGGAGGUGCUCGGAACAGUCGUUGGAGUUGUUUCCCUCGUCAUCCAAGUGAGCUCGGCUAUCAGUGCAUACAUCGAAGGAGUCCAGUGCCGCAAAGAGGAAGUUGAAUCAACCAUUCGGUAUCGGAGAUCAUUUCAAUUGCUUUUAACCCAGAUCGGUACGCUCAAAGAUAAUCUUCCGACGUCGUCCGUUCCAAGCACAAUAGCCCUGGAUGGAGCGCUGAAAGCUGCCGGUGCCCAAAUAUUACAGCUUGAUUCAUUCAUGGGCAAGGUUCUAGUUCAGGACUCGUCUUCAUCAUCUGAGACGCCAGCCAGCCACAAGUUCCGCGAUCAGAAGAAACAGCUAUUUUACCCUUUCCGCAGGGACCAGUUGAUUUCACUGGACAAGAGACUCCAAGCAAUAAACAUUGCCCUUCAGUCAGCGAUGCAAGUAAUGGAGUUGGAAAUAUCAAUGGCCACGCAAGUCUCCGUCCGCCAAAUUCACGAAGAGACAUCAAUGGCAAACACGAUGCUGCUCAAUAUCAAGACUGACUUCGCCCGGAGUAUUCAGCAAAACAGAAGCCAUGAUCUGGCGAUUCAGAACGACAUGGACGAGCUGAAGUCUACAGUAGAAGCGCUGGCAUCUUCGAACUCUGACACUUUGUUGACCAUACAGAGAUUGAUAUCAAAGCCGGAUGUGCUUAGAACCGUCUGGUCAAGAACCAUCGACUAG